UUUUUCACAGUUGCGUUUUGUCGGUGGUGCGAGGAGUGUAUGAGUUUUCUACUCUGAAGUUAUUUUACAUUAAUUUGAGGAUUGCACGUUUAUUAAAACAACAGUCAACGUAAAUGAACUAAAACAUUUCGAAGAAUUCAAUAUGUGUAGUGUAUAAACUGUGUCGUAGAUAUAUUUUCAAGUGUAUAAUAUAUUUACUGAAUUCUUGGUAAUUCGGAUUUUACCGCUGUAUACUUUGGAUGUGACAAUAAUGUUGUUGCUUGUGGCUUUCGGUUUGGUCGCAAGCGCAUCGUGCGCGCACGCCGGUUACUGUUCGACCAACACGUUUCCGACUAAUUCAUCAUGGAUGCACUUUACAAAGGAGCCGAUACCGUUCGAGUAUGGAUUUCAAGAUAAAUUCAAGAGCAUACACUGUUGUGUCAAAGGAUAUAGGAGUAUUGAAUGGUUUAAAGAUGGCGUGGCGUAUCCAUGGUCUACUGGGGUGUCUAACUUGAUCCUCUACCCUGAGGCAGCCAAUCAAACGCUUUACACACGUCGAGCAGCUCAGUCAGACUCGGGAAAUUACACUUGCAGACUUAGCAAUGAAUCCAAUAGUGAAACGCACACAGUACGACUAGAUAUAUUAGAAAAGCCGACUGACGCGCCUAAAACGAUGUUUAUCUCCAAGGAUCAGUGGGUGGAGGAAGGGAGUGGAUUACGCCUCUUCUGCGAAGCUCUUAUUGGUAGAUCGUACUUAGCCGACGCACGGAGUGAUCUUCGCUGGUGGAAGAUGUGGUCUAAUGGUACCGAGGGAGACUUGUUACCCUCGCAAAAUGAAGUGAAGACUGUCAGAGAUGACAUAGAAGAUAUAAUCGGUUCAUAUCUAAGCAUUGAAAAAUUGUCCGCCCAAGACUACGGGACGUACGUGUGUGUGGUACACAGCAAUGAUGUUGUGUCUAGGAGCUAUGUUACCGUUCAUUAUAAGAAUCGAGAAUGGUUAAGUUCUGAAGUGUGGUGUGGUAGCAGCGAAAUCAAUUGGCAUACGAUAACCUUGGGUGGGGCUGCGGCAGUUUUGCUGCUGAUAUCAGCGCUGGUGCUGCAUCGGCGUUGUACACCGCGGCUGCUGCUCGCUGCUCGGCAGGCUCGGGCAAGAGCGGCGGCUGCCCAACAUAGAGCUAGAGUUCUUGAGAAAGAAUUCGACGUGUUGGUCUGUUGGACAUCCGUGGAUGCCGAAUUGGUCCGUGGUGCCUUACUACCGACUUUGGCCUGCAAAUACAAUUAUCGCGUACACACCGCGGUGCUCUCCACCAGCCCGGAUAAUUGGUACAAGGAAAUCGUAUGCGAAGCAGCCCGUUGUCGUUCAGUAGUGGCAGUCUUGUCUCCAGCUCAAUAUUCUUCUCCCCACCAGCUGCUGACGGCUCUGUGCCAGCUCAGGGCGUUGCCUCAGCCACCUGUUGUUGUCUUGCUGCAGGACCUGCCAAAGUUGAAGCGCGAAGCGAAAGACGGCGGCGAACGUUUCGUAGAAGUGGUUAGGCGCACGCGUCUCAUCCCCUGGCGUCACGUUCACGAUCGCUCCUUCUGGACAGCAUUGAGACUGGCUUUGCCACUUCCACCGGCCAAUGACGCCUCACCACAGCACGAAAAAUCGUCCAACCCAUCGGACCAGGAUUGUAAAAACGCGCGUUCCGGAAGUCUGACAGCACUUGUAUGAGUUUUAUUGUUUGCGCGAUGUGUAAUAGUGUUUUUAGUGUCUGACACUAGUGCUAAUCGAAGACUGUUGACACUUUCUCCGUGUCGAAAAUGUCGUAUAACUCGGUGUAUUUCGAUUUAGGCCCGUCAACUUAAAUUUCGAGAGCUGUCAAGACAUUUUGACAUUUCCCGAUUAUUUAUAUUUACGGGCCUUAGAGUGAAAAUGAGAUUAAACUUUUAAGACAAAUGAAUAGUUUUCUGAGAUCUCGUUGUCUUCUUAUGCAUUUCUCUUUUCUCUUUCUCGUGCCAAAGGGAAAUGAACAUGACAAUUUAAAAUUUUCGGUUGUAAUUUCUAGUAUUUAUUUUAUUUAUCUUUCGAAUUUUAGCCCAUUUGCGAUUGUCAACUUUACAAUUGACAUUAUCAGCGAUUGUAAACUUUACAAUUGGCAUUAUCAGCUAUUGUGAACUUUAUAAUUGACAUUAUCAGCGAUUGUAAACUUUACAAUUGGCAUUAUCAGCUAUUGUGAACUUUAUAAUUGACAUUAUCAGCGAUUGUAAACUUUACAAUUGACAUUAUCAGCGAUUGUAAACUUUACAAUUGGCAUUAUCAGCUAUUGUGAACUUUAUAAUUGACAUUAUCAGCGAUUGUAAACUUUACAAUUGACAUUAUCAGCGAUUGUACUCAUUACAAUUGACAUUAUCCGCGGUUGUCAACUUGACUAGACUGUUGACUUGACUUCAUUCAACUUUUUUUUUUAAAUCUUCACCUUCAUUUAAACAGUUAGCCAAGGCUGUCAGCCAGUGACAAUUGACAUUCAUUGUAAUUUGACAAUCGCAUCUAUCGGGCUAGCAUUAGGAUUGACCGAAGUCAAGGAAGGAUACUUUUCGACGGGCUAUCGCUGGAAAUGGUCGCGUGACAUAGCCAUACCUAUAUUUCUAUACAAUUUUGAUGAAUUUUACGAUAGUUACAUCAAGUAUUCGUUUACAAAAAUCAAAAAAAUCUGUUUUUGGCAUUUUCUUCCAUACAAUUUUCAUACAAAAUUCAUGUUCAUGGCUGUCGAAAAGAAUUCCUGUCUAGAGGUCAAUGCCUAGUGUUAUUCUCAAAAUUGGGAAGCUGUCCAUUUCUUAGUAAUAUUUUAAUGUUAGCUUAUGCAUGCGUUUCUAGGACUAAGGGAGCUUUGUGUUUGAUUUAAAUAUGGCAUACGGCAGUUCAAAUAUAUUUAAGCGAAUAUUCAAGGAAAAUACAUGCAUCACAAUUGAUAUUUUACAUAAAAAUUGUGGUAAUCACAUGGUAUUGUCAUAAUUCGUAUCGCGAAUAGAGAAUUUCGACAAUUUUUCAACCACGCACCGUCAUUCGUUCCAAAAGUUGUUUUUUACAGUUUUUCACGACCGAAGGACUUUUUUUUCAAAAGCGUUGAUAUGAUUAGUUACUAAUUAGAAAAACCUUUUAUAAUUAAAUGCGUUUACAUAAAAUCCUACAAACAUAAUUUUGCCGGUCUGACGAGUAUGCAUUGCGACCAGGCCAGAGUCUUUCGACAAUUUUUCGAAAAUUUCAACAUUAUCAAAAACAUUUUUUUACAGUUUCCACUUCGAAUCGACAUGCUAAUACGUUGAUUAGAUUAGUUACUGAUUUAAAAAGUCGUUUAUCAUUAAAUUCGUAUUAAAAUAAGUCCCAAAAUUUUGCAGGUUUGACCUCCGUAAACGUAUUGAGUCAAAAAUUGUGAUAAUGUAUUUUCUUUGAUUUGUCUUGAACGCACACGCUCGAUGCCUAUUUGAAUGUCUGUAUGAGAAUGGUUUAAAGAUCUGUGAUAAAAGUUUGGUUGUAAGAUGGCUUGUAUCAUUAUCUGAACACCAAUGUUAUUCAAAGAAUAACUUAUAAUUAGCCCUUACCACAAACUAUUCGAUAGUAACGCGUAUUCGUAAACGAUGUGUCUAGCGCCCAAUGCAUUCGAAUUGUCCUGUUUAGUUCACUACUCGAAUGAACGUAUAGUUUGUGCUAAGCGUACUCUCUACUAGUAUUUUAUACAGUAUUCAUGUAAAUAAUUUUGUAAAGUAUUUUUAAAGGUGAGAAAUUUUGUAUUUUUUACAUUCCGAUUCUUUGUUUAAAAUGUGGAUACUCAGUUACUUAAUAAACAAUUGUAAAGUU
This is a messenger RNA of Pieris napi, 3814 nucleotides long. RefSeq lists its product as uncharacterized. Bases 251 to 1690 code for a protein of 479 amino acids. Lineage: Eukaryota; Metazoa; Arthropoda; Insecta; Lepidoptera; Pieridae. The transcript has 11 exons. The record is from RefSeq and is a predicted model, not a curated record.